Molecule: messenger RNA, 1670 nt
Organism: Lolium perenne
Lineage: Eukaryota; Viridiplantae; Streptophyta; Magnoliopsida; Poales; Poaceae
Source: RefSeq, a predicted model, not a curated record
CACUCGGCAGCGACGGCUGCUCCUUGAACCCUAAACCCUUGACGAAAUCCCCUCCACUCCCCGCUCCUACCACUGUGAGAUCCGCCAUGAUAAGGUGCUAAUCCGGCCCGGAGCACGCAGAUUUUCUGCUAUCCGUGCAGAUCUAGCGGCGGCCAAGGCCAUCACCGCGGCCAGCGUACGCGCAGGGCUUCGCUGCACCCAGCAGCACGUCGUCGAUUAUUGCGCCGGCACGCCCACACUCCCCGUCUUCCUCGCCUGCUCCAGCAUCACCCACCUUGGUCACGUGAACUAGGUAGGGAUUCACAUCUGAAGAGUGACCAAUCCAAGUGGUAUCACUUCUCCAAUCCUACCUACCACCAUGGCAUCUGCAGACUGGUCCUCGCUCCCGGCCGAGCUCGUCAGCCGCAUCGCCGACUGCUUCCUGGCCACCAACGACCUGGACUACUUCAUGGACUUCCGCGCGGUCUGCCAGAGCUGGCGCUCCGCCACCGAGGACCCCAAGAUUUCCCCAGACCCCCUCUUCCGGCCCCGCCACUGGGUCAUAAUCGACAGAUCCUUCGGCGGCGACAAAACAUACCUCUGGGCGAACACCGCCACUGGCCGCUUCGUCCCCAAGGAACUCCCGCUGCUCCGUAACUACUGGGGUUCCAGCACCACCCCGGACGGUCUCCUCAUUUUGAUGGACAACAAGCUCCCUUAUGCCGUGAUUCUCCUCAAUGCCUUCACGGGCUACCGGAUUCGUUUCGCUGCGCCCCUGCCUGACCAGAUCAUGGAGUCUGCUGCUCUCGUCUCCGGCUCUCCACCCACACUUGUCCUGUCAUGCAAGAAGAUGGACAUAGAUGACGAUCUCGUCUUACACGAGACAGAUCGCAAGGUCUACACGGCUUAUCCCGAGAGCGAAUCUUUCGCCGUGUUCGAGGAAAGGCAUGCUUGCCCUCUCAUCAGGCUGGCUCUCAGAGGUAUCUACACUAAUGGCGAGCUCGGAUCGGUGGCACCAUUUCCGAUUGAUAUGGCUGAAAAGAUCUUUACUCUGAUGAGGAUUUAUAACGCCGAGCCUGAUGCGUCGUCGUCGUCCGAUGAUGAAGAUGUUUCCAUGUCUGAUGAGAAAGCUGCAUUUAAUUUUUUGAUUGGAUAUGACAACCGUUGUUACCUACUGAGAUCUGCUGGAGAAAUCUUGAUCAUCCUUAAGCUAAAAGGAGGCAUGGAGGUUUACAAGAUGGACACCCAGAAUUAUAUACUCGAGUCUGUGAAGAACAUUGGGAACCGCGCCAUCUUCCUCAGUGGCAACUGUAAGUGCAUAUCUCUGAAUGCUGAUAAAUUCCCAUCUGUCGACGCCAACUGCAUCUAUUAUAUAAAGAGCCUAGACUAUUCUGGUGAUUACAUCUGCAUGUAUAACCUGAGGUUCCGGAGAGAAGAAAAAAUCUCUAAAGACAUGGGUUGUGGUUCUCGUCCUUACACAAUUAUUCAGCACCUGUCCAGCUAUGACCUCCAGUAGCUUAAAGGGAGUGCAGGCUUCCAUUCGUAAUAAUGGCUCUGUGUUUCUAGUGAUAUGGUACUUUUGUAAUGACACUUUAAUGGUUUCUGAAUAUUUGUGCUGAGUCUUGUUUCGUUCUGUUAAACCGUCUUGUUUCGUUCACAAGUAUGAAUGAGUGCUGUAGCCACUUCUGUUA